This is a messenger RNA of Dentiscutata heterogama, 272 nucleotides long. NCBI's taxonomy places the organism in Eukaryota, Fungi, Glomeromycota, Glomeromycetes, Diversisporales, Gigasporaceae. The record is from the annotation of a GenBank genome assembly.
UUUAUGAGCAAAUUUUGCCAAAUGAUGCUUUUGGAUCAGUCAUGUUACAAAAUCUAAAAUAUCGAAAUAUAGAACUUCGUGGAAUACAUGCUUAUCCUGAUCUUGAAAGUCAAAAAGAUAGAUAUUUAUCACGAGGAUGGACUCAUGCUGAAGCUGUCGACAUGAAUGAAAUUUAUGAUAUUUACAUAGAUUCGAAGGAACAUGCUAGGUAUUUCAUUUGCUGUUAUUGGAUUAAUAGUGUUAAUAGUCGAUAUAUUAUUAAAUAUUUUUGA